This is a messenger RNA of Leptosia nina, 744 nucleotides long. NCBI's taxonomy places the organism in Eukaryota, Metazoa, Arthropoda, Insecta, Lepidoptera, Pieridae. The record is from the annotation of a GenBank genome assembly.
AUGGCUGGAGAAGUUGUUGUGGACGCUUUGCCAUAUAUUGACCAAGGUUAUGAUGAUCCUGGAGUUAGGGAGGCGGCUCUUGCUAUGGUCGAAGAGGAAUGUCGGAGGUAUAGACCUACAAAGAAUUACCUAGAAAAUGCCGGCCCAGAACCAAGCACAGCCUUUGAAACACCAGCUUUGCAGAGAGAAAUGGAGCGUGUGCAACAACGACUACCAAUUGAACCUUUGUCUAUGAAAAGAUAUGAAUUACCACCGCCGCCAGCUGGGAGACUUGGUGAGCCAACAGCUUGGACAGAGGCAGUUGACAACUCACAUGCUCAGUUGUCGCAUCAAGCCAUUCGGGUUCUUAACUUAGAACUACAGCUAGAAUAUAGUUCUGAAGCUUGGAGAUCCUACCUUAGUAUCUUACAAGCCUUGGUGGAACGUUCACAAAAUGUCCAUACACAAUUGAGAAAACAAAUAGCCACAGUAAAUUGGGAGCGUAAACGUUCUCAGACAGCAAGUGGAGCUCGCCUUCGUGCACUACGCAGACGUUGGGCACAACUUGUGUCCGAUAAUUACAGACUUGAAAGAGCUAUUAUGCAGCUUGAAAUACAACUUGAAAAGGCAAAAAGCCAGGCAUCCAUUGAAGGUAGUGAUGCACCAGACAUGGAUCUCGAAGCAGUCAAAAACCUUCCAGACAAACUCAAUUCUGAGACUGAAAAGGAAGUACAGAAGAAGAUUGAAGACAUGUUUGCUGAUUAA